Messenger RNA from Schistocerca americana (American grasshopper), 880 nucleotides. Its product is annotated as protein mono-ADP-ribosyltransferase PARP12-like. Lineage: Eukaryota; Metazoa; Arthropoda; Insecta; Orthoptera; Acrididae. The transcript is spliced from 2 exons. Bases 252 to 809 code for a protein of 185 amino acids. The record is from RefSeq and is a predicted model, not a curated record. Gene Ontology annotation, molecular function: NAD+ poly-ADP-ribosyltransferase activity.
ACACUGCUGCGACCAAUGCAGUAACAGUCUGCAAGUACAUCGUAAACGGAACCUCCUCAGUCGCGGCACUGACAGUUCUGUAAUUCCAUGAGAAGCCGGGGAGGGUAGGAAGUGAAUGGUGUGGAAGACGUCAGUGUCAUUCUAUGAAAAGAAAUAAAAUUGGGAGUUAACGUCCCGUCGACAUCAAGGUCAUUAGGGACGGAUCUCUGUUAAGGACUUUUAACUGAAGAUUCAAACUUCGUGACUCAGCAAUGACAGAAUUAGCAUUGAAGCAUCUACAUCCAAAUUGGACAUAUAAAUGUUCCAAUGAAGUUGAAGUGGAAGAAAUUGGUACCUUCGAAAAAAAAAGCAUAACCCACUCUAUGCCAAGUGAUUUGAAAAUCACAUCAGUUGUGAAGGUUAUGAAUCCAUAUUUAUGGAGCUGUUAUCAGCUGAAAAAGGCAGAAUACAUGAAUCGAUAUGGCAGUGUUACGGAAAAAACUCUGUAUCAUGCUACAAGCAAAAGUAAUAUUGACUCUAUAAUUAGGAGCAACUUGGAUUGGAGACGUUCAUGUCGAAUCAGAUUUGGUCAAGGUGUUAGUUUCAGUCCAUCACCCAGUUAUGCCAAUACAUAUUGUAACAGGAGAAAUGGCAUUUACAGAGCAAUGAUUGCUGCAACUGUACUAGUCAAUAAUACUGCAGAAGGUAACAGCUGGACUACACUGCCUCCCACAGAUAUUGAUACAACUGUUGGAAAUUCCUUGCAAGUUUAUGUUAAGUAUAGUGACAAUGAAUUUUAUCCACAAUAUGUCAUUUACUACAAUAUUUGAGUUGUUCAAUUUUUUCCAUCCUUUCUUCAUGAGAGUGCAUACUUUUGUAAUUAUUGUGUAUAUUUGAAUAA